This is a messenger RNA of Drosophila yakuba, 924 nucleotides long. RefSeq names its product glutathione S-transferase 1-1. The transcript is spliced from 2 exons. NCBI's taxonomy places the organism in Eukaryota, Metazoa, Arthropoda, Insecta, Diptera, Drosophilidae. Gene Ontology annotation, biological process: glutathione metabolic process. Gene Ontology annotation, molecular function: glutathione transferase activity. The record is from RefSeq and is a predicted model, not a curated record. The coding region runs from base 118 to 750 and encodes 210 amino acids.
UGGUUGGGCGUAUAAAACACGGCUAAACCGCAGAGCAUUUUUCAGUAGCUUGUUGCGCUUCGACUCCAACAGAGCAGUCAAGUAUUUUUGAUUACCCUAGAUCCCACCAAGCGUAAAAUGGAUUUAUACUACAGACCCGGAUCUGCUCCCUGCCGCUCUGUUCUGAUGACAGCCAAGGCACUGGGUGUGGAGUUCGAUAAGAAGACCAUUAUCAACACCCGAGCUGGGGAGCAAUUCAAGCCGGAAUAUCUGAAGAUCAAUCCGCAGCACACGAUCCCCACGCUGCAUGAUAACGGAUUUGCGCUGUGGGAGUCGCGGGCCAUUAUGGUUUAUCUGGUGGAGAAGUACGGCAAGGACGACAAGCUCUUCCCCAAGGAUGUGCAAAGGCAGGCUUUGAUCAAUCAGCGCUUGUACUUCGAUAUGGGCACGCUGUACAAGAGCUUCUCCGAGUACUACUAUCCGCAGAUUUUUCUAAAGAAGCCUGCCAACGAGGAGAACUAUAAGAAGAUCGAGGUGGCCUUCGAGUUCCUCGAUACUUUCCUGGAGGGGCAGACCUACAGCGCCGGAGAGGAUUACAGCUUGGCCGAUAUUGCCUUCCUGGCCACCGUUUCCACUUUUGAGGUGGCAGGCUUUGACUUCAAGCGGUAUGCCAAUGUGGCACGUUGGUACGAGCAGACCAAGAAACUGACAGCGGGUUGGGAAGAAAACUGGGCUGGUUGCCAGGAGUUCCGCAAGUACUUUGAUAACUGAAUAUACAAGUCUUCUAACAUUGCGUUAGCUGCUUCUAAGCCUGAAAUGCUGAUAACGCAUUUAUUAAAGUGGGUUUAUUUAGAGAUAAACACAUAUUUUUGAAUGAUUUUUAAGGACAUUUUUACUUUACUAAAACUGAGUUGGAUUAUAACAUAAUAAACAUGUAUAGCUUUA